AUGUCCUCGCAAGAACUACCACAACCCGCAGCAGAUCGGCAGAAAUACCUCAAAGAUGAAAACAAUCAAGACUCCGCAGCACCCACAGGCAACGAUAACCAGAAAGAAGAAGGACAAAUGCUCCCCCCACCCCUCCCGCCAUCAUCCUCAGCCCUCCCCAGCAGCGAUCCAGCACCAACCCCAGCCUCAGACGAAGCCGAAAUCCCAUCCUCACCCUCAAAACCAUCCUCCUCAGAAACCAAAUUGAAACCACCAAACCCCGCCCUCCUCGCCGCCCAAGCAAGCCUCUCAACCCUCCAAGCCGAACGCCAGUCCCUCGUCAACUCCAUGCCCCUCCCGGCAGGCUUGCAGAUGCCCGACGAAUGGUCCGACGAGAAGAAAUCCGAAGAAGCAUUCAAGUCCGCCAACGCCAUCAUCAAGAAUCACAUCGAUUUGCUGCAUCGAUAUAACGAGAUCAAGGACGUGGGGAUGGGAUUGGCGGGAUUGGUGGCGGAAAAGAGGGGAGUGAGGGUGAAGGUGUUGAUGGAGGAGGUGGGCUUGGAUGAGAAGGAUUGA
Zymoseptoria tritici IPO323 is the source of this 555-nucleotide messenger RNA. RefSeq lists its product as uncharacterized. NCBI's taxonomy places the organism in Eukaryota, Fungi, Ascomycota, Dothideomycetes, Mycosphaerellales, Mycosphaerellaceae. Gene Ontology annotation, cellular component: Swi5-Swi2 complex; Swi5-Sfr1 complex. Bases 1 to 555 code for a protein of 184 amino acids. The transcript has a single exon. Gene Ontology annotation, biological process: double-strand break repair via homologous recombination; meiotic joint molecule formation; meiotic DNA recombinase assembly involved in reciprocal meiotic recombination. The record is from RefSeq and is a predicted model, not a curated record.